GUCAGUCAACUGCGCCUGCGCGGUGUGGUUGGUAAACAAUAUGGCGGCGUCCGUGCAUCGCCUCACUUCAGCUGGGAGAUUUCUCCUUCAGAGACAUUUACUGAAGACCAAUUCUCUGAGCAGGGUAAGAUAAAGAGGUUUAGAGGUUAAUUUAGUGUAAGACUCUUCUUCGGUUGAACUUUGACAGUUUUAUUAUCACAGUGUUUCCGAGGUUAGACCUCUGCGGGGCGUGUUAGGCUAAAUGUUUGCUAACAUCUGAGACAUUUACGGUUCAGAAAAACUUCACCGUCUGUUUGUUUUCCUUCUUAAGAGUCUUAAACCAUCAGACACAGGAGUUAAUACAGUUGAUAAUGGUUUAGAGGUGUUUAGAUUUCUGAUCUAAACCUGCAGAGUCAUCAUGACUGGCUGUUCUCACCAGUCUGCCCACUCCCUCCUCUGCAGGUCUCAGCUGGUCCACACAGACUCUUAUCCACUCAGGCUGCUCCCCAGGUGGCUCUCAAUGUCCCUGAAACCAAGGUGACCACUCUGGAGAACGGACUCCGGGUGGCGUCUGAGGACUCUGGACUGACCACCUGCACAGUAAGAUUCAAUGAAUGUCCCCCUGACGCACACACACACACACACACACAGACAUUUCCUGUUCAGGUGUACUGCUGUGUUUUUCUACCUAACAGGGAUUUUGCAACAAAGAGAACCUUUAAAAUAGAGUUUUACCAUUGAGUGACAGAUACUUGAUUCAUCUCCAAGAGACAUUCACAAAAACAUAUUUAAACAAAAUUAACAGCAAAAGGAUGAUAGAAGCAAUAAAUAAAUAAAUGUAUCUGGUAAUAAAUAUUACCAGAUAAAUAAGUAAUAAAUAUUUAUCUGGAUUUCUCUCAGGUUGGUCUGUGGAUCGAUGCCGGCAGUCGCUAUGAGAAUGAGAGGAAUAAUGGAACCGCACAUUUCCUGGAACAUAUGGCUUUUAAGGUAAGAUGAUGAUGAUGUGGAGUUUUCUGUUUACACUAAUUCUUCGACAGAUUCCUGCCGACCCCACCUUUAAUUUAAAGUUAAAAUAACAAAGAAAAGUGGUAAAUGUUUGCCAAAGUGGACCCACAGCUUUGUCCGUCUGUGCGUCUUGUUCAUGACAGGGCACCAGAAAGCGCUCUCAGCUGGACCUGGAGUUAGAGAUCGAGAACAUGGGGGCUCAUCUCAACGCUUACACGUCCAGAGAGCAAACUGUGUACUACGCCAAAGCUUUCUCAAAAGAUCUGCCGAGAGGUAGGAUGCGCUGACGUGUGCCAGACUCCCCGUCAAACCUUCUCUGCGUUGAGUUUAAAUAAAUAUGUGUGUUUUUUCCUCUCUAAAGCCGUGGAGAUCCUGGCUGACAUCAUCCAGAACAGCACGCUGGGCGAGGCGGAGAUCGAGAGGGAGCGAGGGGUGAUCCUCAGAGAGAUGCAGGAGGUCGAGACCAACCUGCAGGAGGUGGUCUUUGAUUACCUGCACGCUACUGCGUACAGGUCCACCGCUCUGGGCCGGACGAUCCUGGGCCCCACUGAGAACAUAAAGUAAGACCGGACACUCAACAGGACGUGUGAAGUGGAUCUCUGUGAGGCCGCUGAUCUUUUUAACUCUCUCUCUUCUGCUUUUUGGUUCUUGAAGUGUUGUGUGUUCGAUUGCAGGACGAUCAACAGAGGAGACCUGGUGGAGUACAUCACCACUCACUACAAAGGCCCCAGAAUCGUGCUGGCUGCAGCUGGAGGUCAGUGCUGUUCAUCAGUCAGCUGCUUUAAAGAACACAAAUGGAUCAGUUCACUUUUUCAAAGACUAAAACAAAAGAAGAAUAACCUUGACUGUUGUUACUGUUGAGACGAUUUAACUUUGUGUGUUUUUUGUGCUUUAAAUCAGGAGUGUCUCAGGAUGAACUCAUCGAUCUCGCAAAGUAUCAUUUUGGAAAACUCCCCGGCAGAUAUAAAGGUGAAGCUCCGUCACUUCCUCCGUGUGACUUCACAGGAAGUGAGGUAAGCUUGAAAUCUUACAGCUGAGAUGACAACGUUUAUCUUAGACUUGUGUAAAAAGGUUAAAUUUCUAAUGUUAGACUAAUGUGUUUGCUGGUUUUUACUCAUGUAUGAUAAAAAUAUGAUGAGUGGCCUUAACUUAAAACAUAAACAGGAACUGGAAACUAUCUCCAAUGAGUGUAUUUUGUAAUCUUUACAAAAUUAAGCUCUUUCUUAAAAGGUUGCAUCAGAAAAUAUUCGUUCCUCCUCUUUAUCGUCUGAUGAACUGAAGUAAAGAAACUCUGGAUCUGUUGGAUUAUCUGGUGAAACUUUAUUCUGAAUCACCAUCAGUGGAAAAAUCACGGAGGUCAAACUGUCUCUUCAGAUUCGUGUUCGUGACGAUAAGAUGCCUCUGGCUCACAUCGCCAUCGCAGUGGAGGCGGUCGGCUGGUCGCACCCCGACACCAUCCCUCUCAUGGUGGCGAACACACUGAUCGGAAACUGGGAUCGCUCGUUCGGUGGAGGCGUGGUGAGUACAGAUGACCCUGUAUUUCAGUUUCAGCUUCACACAGACUCUGUCCACGUUUGACUUCUCUCUCUCUCUCUCUCUCUCUCUCUCUCUCUCUCUCUCUCUCUCUCUCUCUCUCUCUCUCUCUCUGUCCCAGAAUCUGUCCAGUAAACUGGCUCAGAUGGCCUGCCAGGGAAACCUGUGCCACAGCUUCCAGUCCUUCAACACCUGCUACACAGACACGGGGCUGUGGGGGCUUUACAUGGUGUGUGAGCCGGGGACCAUCAAAGAGAUGAUGCACUUCACUCAGAUGGAGUGGUGAGGAGAGAUUGAGUUCAAAUCUACAGCCUGAGAUCUUUAGAGCUAAUGUGAUCAGAUCUGGAAAUGAAACCCGUCUCCUCUCAUCAGGAUGUCUCUCUGCACGAGUGUGACGGACAGCGAGGUGGCCAGAGCGAAAAACCUGCUGAAGACGAACAUGCUCCUGCACCUGGACGGUGAGGCCGCUCCUCUGAGGAUCAUGAAAACAUCAGGUGUUAUUCUCUGCUGAUCUAACAUGUUCAUCCGCUCUCUCCAGGCUCCACCCCCAUCUGUGAGGACAUCGGCAGACAGAUGCUGUGCUACAGUCGGAGGAUCCCUCUGCACGAGCUGGAGGCGAGGAUCGAUGUGAGUAGAUGAAGUGAUCUGACAACGAGGGUCCAGAUCCAGCAGGGUUUUAGUGUUUUUAUGAUUUUUUUGAACUAUAUAUAAAGUUCUUGGUUUCUUAUGUGUUCUUCAAGUUCUUGAUGUUGUUCGGGGAAUUUCUUGUGUGGGGUUGUGUGUCAUUUUUUCGCUGUUUUUUUUGUUUGAUUUAUGCAAAUUGAAGCACUUUGUAAAUUCCUUUUCAGAGGAUUCAGAGGGUUACUUCUUACUUGUUUUUUCUUCUCUUUAACAGGCCAUAGAUGCCAAGACUAUUAAGGACGUGUGCACCAAAUACAUCUACAACAAGGCUCCUGCCAUUGCAGCUGUUGGUAGGUUACUGUUAAUGAUUUUUUUCCCUUUAUUUGAAGAGGACAGGGGAGAGGGAACACCAGAAACGAGUUCGCUUAGUUUUCCUGCAUGUCAAAGCACUUUGUAAACCCUUGUUUUUUUUUUUUAAACUUCUAUAUAAAUAAAGUUAUUAUUAAUGAUACAGCGCUUAUCACAAACUACUAAACACCCCGUACUGAUAAACUGUUAAAUCAAAUCCAACUUGUUUCUGUGUUUUCAGGUCCGAUCGAACAACUGUCAGACUACGACCAGAUCCGCAGUGGGAUGUUCUGGAUGAGAACCUGAGAGGAUCUGAUCUGAGGACAGUUUAGUGAAGCAGCUGUACAGUAUUCAAACAGAACAAACUAUUUAAGAAGAUUCAUCUGUAGAAUUUUUCCUCCUUUACUUUUUAUUAUAAAAUAAAGACCAGCACAGUAAUGUUGAAAUAACACAGAUACUGUUCUUUGUGGUUCUUGUCAUUUUUUACUCACACAGCUUCUCAAUACCGUAACUCCUUGGAAAACCUGGAAAAUUCCAGCGCUGACAGGCAGCUGAGAAUCUGUGCUUUUUGUCAAGAUAUGAUCUAUGGUGUAUACUACGGUAAUCUUAAACAGUACAACCAAACCGCAGCUUUGACAGAAGAUGAGAGAGAAAAAGAGAGUGGAGUAAGAGUGAAGUAAUACAGAGCAAGUAAAAUAGUGUUUUGUGAAGAAAUGUAGUUAUAUAUAGUUGUAAAUGUGUAGUAAUAUAUGAAACGGCCGCUACGGUACGCAGAGGAGGAGGAGGAGGAGGACAGCUAUUUGAAGGAUGCUUCUUCUGAACUGAGGUAUGUUGCAAUGCUCUCCACAGCAGCCCCAAUCUUUGUGAUGGUUGGUACCUCUGUAUGUUCAACAAAUCAUAGAUAAGUAUGUUAAGAUGUACUAGAUGUACUAUGUACUACAUACAUAAGUAUGUAGUAUGUUAAAAAAAAUCAUAGUACUGUAUGAUAAAAAUAUAUGUCAGUAUAGUAUAAGUAUAAAAUAUAGUUUAGUAUAUAUUAUAAAAAUCUAUUAUAAGAAAUUAUAGUAUAUAGUAUAUAAAUGCCAUACUAUAGUAUGUUAAAGUUGUCAUUGUAUAGUACUGUAAAAAUUUCAUAGUAUAGUAUGUUUGAAAUAUCAUAGUAUGAAAAAAGUUCACAGUAUAUUUUGAUGAAAAUAUUAUAGUAUUAUAAAAAUAUCAUGGUAUAGGAUGUUAAACACAUCAUUAGUUGGGGUUUAUAGAAUAUAGUAUAGAAUGAUGAAAAUAUCACAGUAAGAAUAAUAAGGUAUGAUAAAAAAUGUAAUAGUAUAGUAUGUUUAAAAAUCAAAGUAUAGUGUGAUAAAAUUCUCAAAGCAAAGUUAGAUAAAAAUGUCAUAGAAUAGUAUGUUAAAAAUGUCCUGGUAUAGUAUGAUAAAACAAAUGUCAUAGUAUAGUAUGAUAAAAAUGUCAUAGUAUAGUUUGACAAAAAGUGUAGUAUUAUAGUAUAUUAAAAAAAUCAUGGUUUAGUAUUAUAAAUUAUUCUAGAAUAAUAUGUUAAAAAUAUAAUAAUAAUUUGACGACCCUAAGGGCUCGUCAGGACUUUCUGACUGUUCUGACUUUUCCUGUUUCUUCUUGUUUCUUUUGCAGGUUGAUGGGAGGCGGGGUUUAGCUGCACCUGGGAGUUCCUUCCUCUCAGGGUUUAAAUGACCAGGCUGUCGACCCGCUCUCUUUCUCUGUCAUCCUCAUCAGAUGCUCCGUGUGGCAGCGGGGUUAUGUUUAGUUGGCUUCGCCCUCCUCUGGACUUUAGUUUUACACCUGAAAACAUGCUGCACACACACAUCUUUCACUCAUCCAACAACAGACACACUGACAACCUGACGCACACAGCUCAUCAAUUUUGUUGCUUAAAUAUUUAUUUUGUAAUAAAUGAUUAAAGUUGGUGUUGACCAUGUCAUCCCCGUUUCUUUGUGUGACUUGGGUCGUGACAGUAUAGCAUGAGUAAAAUAUUAUAGUGUAGUAUGAUAAAAAUGUUAUAGUGUUGUAUGUUAAAAAAAUCAAAGUUAAGGAUGAAAAUUAUCAUUGUAAAGUGAGAUAAAAAUUUAAAAUUAUAGCAAGUUAAAUAUGUUAUAUACUAUACUAUAUUGAAUAUGUGUUUUGAAAUAUCAUAGUAUAUAUAGUAUGAUAAAGAUAUCAUGUCAGAGUGAGAAAAAAUGACAUAGUAUUGUAUGUUAAAAAAAAUCGUAGUUAGGGAUAAAAAUUAUUGUAAAGUGAGAUAAAAAUAUAGUUAAAAAAAAUUGUCAGUAUGGUAUGAUAAAAUGUUCAAAUUUUAUGGUGAAAAAAAUUCACAUUUUGGCAUGAAAAUAAACUUCAUAGUAUAGAAUUAUAAGAAUGUCAUAGUAAAGUAUGUUUGAAUUGUCAAAUUUGAGUGUGAGAAAAAAUUUACUUUUUUGCAUGAAAAAAAUUUCAUAGUAUAGUAUGAUAAGAAUGUCAUAGUAUAGUAUGUUUAAAAUGUCAAAUUUGAGUGUGAGAAAUUUUUUUAUUACUUAGCAUGAAAAAAUGUCAUAGUAUAGUGUGAUAAAAAUGUCAAAGUAUAGUAUGUUAAAAAUUUCAUAGUUUAGGGUGAAAAAAAAUUUCAUAUUUAGGCAUGAAAAUAAAUGUCAUAGUAUAGUAUGAUAAGAAUGUCAUAGUACAGUAUGUCAAAAUUUUCAAAUUUGAGGGUGAAAAAAAUUCACAUUUUGGCAUGAAAAUAAACUUCAUAGUAUAGAAUUAUAAUAAUGUCAUAGUAAAGUAUGUUUGAAUUGUCAAAAUUGAGUGUGAGAAAAAAUUUACUUUUUUGCAUGAAAAAAAUGUCAUAGUAUAGUAUGUCAAAAUUUUCAACUUUGAGGGUGAAAAAAAAUUUCAUAGUUUAGCAUGAGAAUAAGUUACAUAGUAUAGUAUGAUGAAUAUGUCAUAGUAUAGCAUGUUAAAAAUGUCAAAUUUUAGGGUGAAAAAAAAAUUCAUAUUUAGGCAUGAAAAUAAAUGUCAUAGUAUCGUAUGAUAAGAAUGUCAUAGUAUAGCAUUUUAAAAAUUUAAAAUUUUAGGGUGAAAAUUUUUUCAUAUUUAGGCAUGAAAAUAAAUGUCAUAGUAUAGUAUGAUAAGAAUGUCAUAGUAUAGUAUGUUUAAAAUGUCAAAUUUGAGUGUGAGAAAAAAAGUACUUUUUUUGCAUGAAAAAAAUGUCAGUAUAGUAUGAUAAAAAUGUCAUAGUAUAGUAUGUUAAAAAAUUCAAAUGUAAGGGUGAACAAAAAUUUUAUUACUUAGCAUGAUAAAAAUGUCAUAGUAUAGUAUGUCAAAAUUUUCAAAUUUUAUGGUGAAAAAAAAUAUUUCAUAUUUUAGCAUGAAAAUAAAUGACAUAGUAUAGUAUGAUAAAUAUGUCAUAGUAUAGCAUGUUAAAAAUUUCAAAUUUUAGGGUGAAAAAAAUUUCAUAUUUAGGCAUGAAAAUAAAUGUCAUAGUAUAGUAUGAUAAGAAUGUCAUAGUAUAGUAUGUUUAAAAUGUCAAAUUUGAGUGUGAGAAAAAAAAUCCUUUUUUUGCAUGAAAAAAAAUCUCAUAGUAUAGUAUGAUAAGAAUGUCAUAGUAUAGUAUGUUUAAAAUGUCAAAUCUGAGUGUGAGAAAAAAGUUAAUUUUUUGCAUAAAAAUAAAUGACAUAGUAUAGUAUGAUAAAAAAGUCAUAGUAUAGUAUGUUAAAAACUUCAAAUUUAAGGGUGAACAAAAAUUUUAUAGUUUAGCAUGAAAAAAAUGUCAUAGUAUAGGAUGUCAAAAUUUUCAAAUUUUAGGGUGAAAAAAUAUUUCAUAGUUGACAUAGUAUAGUAUGAUAAAUAUGUCAUUGUAUAGCAUGUUAAAAAUUUCAAAUUUUAGGGUGAAAAAAAAUUUAAUAUUUAGGCAUGAAAAUAAAUGUCAUAGUAUCGUAUGAUAAGAAUGUCAUAGUAUAGUAUGUUUAAAAUGUCAAAUUUGAGUGUGAGAAAAAAAUUACUUUUUUUGCAUUAAAAAAAUGUCAUAGUAUAGUAUGAUAAAAAAGUCAUAGUAUAGUAUGUUAAAAACUUCAAAUUUAAGGGUGAACAAAAAUUUUAUUACUGAGCAUGGAAAAAAUUUCAGUAUAGUAUGAUGAAUAUGUCAUAGUAUAGCAUGUUAAAAAUGUCAAAUUUUAGGGUGAAAAAAAAAUUCAUAUUUAGGCAUGAAAAUAAAUGUCAUAAGAAUGUCAUAGUAUAGCAUGUUAAAAAUUUCAAAUUUUAGGGUGAGCAAAAAUUUUAUUACUUAGCAUGAAAAAAAUGUCAUAGUAUAGUAUGUCAAAAUUUUCAAAUUUUAGGGUGAAAAAAAAUAUUUCAUUUUUUAGCAUGAUAAAAAUGUCAUAGUAUAGUAUGUCAAAAUUUUCAAAUUUUAUGGUGAAAAAAAAUAUUUCAUAUUUUAGCAUGAAAAUAAAUGACAUAGUAUAGUAUGAUAAAUAUGUCAUAGUAUAGCAUGUUAAAAAUUUCAAAUUUUAGGGUGAAAAAAAUUUCAUAUUUAGGCAUGAAAAUAAAUGUCAUAGUAUAGUAUGAUAAGAAUGUCAUAGUAUAGUAUGUUUAAAAUGUCAAAUUUGAGUGUGAGAAAAAAAAUCCUUUUUUUGCAUGAAAAAAAAUCUCAUAGUAUAGUAUGAUAAGAAUGUCAUAGUAUAGUAUGUUUAAAAUGUCAAAUCUGAGUGUGAGAAAAAAGUUAAUUUUUUGCAUAAAAAUAAAUGACAUAGUAUAGUAUGAUAAAAAAGUCAUAGUAUAGUAUGUUAAAAACUUCAAAUUUAAGGGUGAACAAAAAUUUUAUAGUUUAGCAUGAAAAAAAUGUCAUAGUAUAGGAUGUCAAAAUUUUCAAAUUUUAGGGUGAAAAAAUAUUUCAUAGUUGACAUAGUAUAGUAUGAUAAAUAUGUCAUUGUAUAGCAUGUUAAAAAUUUCAAAUUUUAGGGUGAAAAAAAAUUUAAUAUUUAGGCAUGAAAAUAAAUGUCAUAGUAUCGUAUGAUAAGAAUGUCAUAGUACAGUAUGUUUAAAAUGUCAAAUUUGAGUGUGAGAAAAAAAUUACUUUUUUUGCAUUAAAAAAAUGUCAUAGUAUAGUAUGAUAAAAAAGUCAUAGUAUAGUAUGUUAAAAACUUCAAAUUUAAGGGUGAACAAAAAUUUUAUUACUGAGCAUGGAAAAAAUUUCAGUAUAGUAUGAUGAAUAUGUCAUAGUAUAGCAUGUUAAAAAUGUCAAAUUUUAGGGUGAAAAAAAAAUUCAUAUUUAGGCAUGAAAAUAAAUGUCAUAAGAAUGUCAUAGUAUAGCAUGUUAAAAAUUUCAAAUUUUAGGGUGAGCAAAAAUUUUAUUACUUAGCAUGAAAAAAAUGUCAUAGUAUAGUAUGUCAAAAUUUUCAAAUUUUAGGGUGAAAAAAAAUAUUUCAUUUUUUAGCAUGAAAAUAAAUGUCAUAGUAUAGUAUGAUAAGAAUGUCAUAGUAUAUUAUGUUGAAAAUGUCAAAUUUGAGUGUGAGAAAAAAAUUCCUUUUUUUGCAUGAAAAAAAUUUCAUUGUAUUGUAUGAUAAAAAUGUCAUAGUAUAGUAUGUCAAAAUCUUCAAAUUUUAUGAUUUUUUUUCAUAUUUUAGCAUUAAAAUAAAUGGCAUAGUAUAGCAUGUUAAAAAUUUCAAAUCUUAGGGUGAAUUUUUUUCAUAUUUUAGCACGAAAAUAAGUGUGGGAAAAAAGUUAAUUUUUUGCAUGAAAAAACGUCAUAAAUGUCAUAGUAUAGUAUGUUAUAAUAUUCAAGCUUUAUAGUUAAGAAAUUUCAUAUUUUAGCAUGAAAAAAUGUCAGUAUAGUAUGUCAACAUUUUCAAAUUUUAUGGUAAAAAAAAAAUCAUAUUUUAGCAUGAAAAUAAAUGUCAUAGUAUAGUAUGAUAAAACUGUCAUAGUGUAGUUUGUUAAAAAUACUAUACCUGGGUUUAAAUCCCGCAGGGUUUUGGUGUUUUAAUAAUUUUUCUGAGCUUCAUAUAAAGCUCUUGGUUUCUUCUGUGUUCUCUGGGUUCUUGAUGUUGUUUAGGGGAUGUCUUGUGUAGGAGUUUGUGUCAUUUUUGUCUUUAUGAUUUAUGCAAACCGAAGCACUUUGUAAAUCCCCUUUUUUGAAAGUAUUAAACAAAUAAAGAUCUUGUUUGAUCCAGUUUUCCAGAGAUUUUAAACAUCUGCUCUAACUCUAAUAAAGAUAUAUGAUUGGAUAGAGAGGAUUUAGAUGCACCAAAUACAUCUACAACAAGACUCCUGCCAUUGCAGCUGUUGUUAGGUUACUGUUGUUGAUUUUUCUUCCUUUAUUUGAAAAAGGACAGGAGAGAGGGAACACCAGAAAACGAGUUGUUUUUUUCUCGCUGCUUGAUAAACUGUUUAAUCAAAUCCAACUUGUUUCUGUGUUUUCAGGUCCGAUCGAACAGCUGUCAGACUACGACCAGAUCUGCAGUGGGAUGUUCUGGAUGAGACCCUGAGAGGAUCUGAUCUGAGGACAGUGUAGUGAAGCAGCUGUACAGUAUUCAAACA
This is a messenger RNA of Xyrichtys novacula (pearly razorfish), 10023 nucleotides long. Lineage: Eukaryota; Metazoa; Chordata; Actinopteri; Labriformes; Labridae. The record is from the annotation of a GenBank genome assembly.